Molecule: messenger RNA, 570 nt
Organism: Racocetra persica
Lineage: Eukaryota; Fungi; Glomeromycota; Glomeromycetes; Diversisporales; Gigasporaceae
Source: the annotation of a GenBank genome assembly
GCUCUUGAACCUUAUAUCUCGGCCGAAAUAAUGCAAAUUCAUCAUAAUAAACAUCAUCAAGCGUAUGUUAAUGGACUUAACAUGGCCGAAGAAAAGUUCGAACAAGCGCUUAGAGAUCAAGAUGUUACUGGACAAAUCGCUUUACAAUCGGCAUUAAAAUUCAAUGGUGGAGGUCAUGUUAAUCAUUCCUUAUUUUGGACAAAUCUCGCGCCUACUAAAGAGGGCGGUGGUGAGCCUCCUAAGGGAGCUCUUCUUAGCGCUAUCCAGAAAGAAUUUGGGUCUCUUGAUGAUUUCAUUAGCAAAUUUAAUACAAUAACUGCUGCAGUUCAAGGAUCGGGCUGGGGUUGGUUGGGUUAUAACAAAACUAGUAAACGUAUUGAAAUUGUGACACUUCCGAACCAAGAUCCUUUAACAACACAUGUGCCUCUCCUUGGUAUUGAUGUCUGGGAACACGCCUAUUAUUUGCAGUAUAAAAAUGUCAGACCUGACUACUUGAAAGCCAUUUGGAAUGUGGUUAAUUGGAAAACGGUUGCUGAAAGAUUAGCAAAGGCUCAGUCAUCUUCCGAAUGA